AUGAAAGCCUUCACCAAACGCCUCCGGAGGCUGAUUACAGUCAUCUGGGGCGACUACCAGGCCAAUGACUUAUGGCAGCGCAUCGUGAAAUGCUCAAUUGCAUGUACCGCUGCUGUCAUAAUUGUCAUUACUCCCAAGGCAGUCUCCGUUUUCGGCCCUUCGACCUUUUUAGCCCCGAUGGCGACCGUCUUUGCUCAUCCUGGUCAGCGAAUGGGCACCAUGAUCGAGUCUCUUUUUAUGCUUCUGCUGGGCUCUCUGUUAGGACUUGGGUGGUCCCUACUUGGCCUCUUCCUAUCAAGCCUCGUGUUCGAACACAACGAGCCGGCCGCCUAUGCCAUCCGAGCAAUGUUCCUGCUCGUGUCCGUUCUGGUUCAUGGCUACGUGAGAUCCUCGAGUCCACGUGUCUUCUUGUUCGUCGCCUUCCUCCUUAUUGCCAGUAUUAUCGUACUCCUUGGGGGCGCUCAUGAGGUAACCUUGACUGUUUUCACCAAUGUGCUCUACCCAAUCCUUGCUGGUGGUGGUGUUACCGUGGUGGUCAACAUAUCCAUGUUCCCUGAGUUGUCGAGUAGCUUUCUUGGUCUCUCUGCUAUCGAUUCUCUUUGCGAAACCAUGGAUACUCUUACUCGCGCCACCCAUUGGUUUGUUACUCCCGGCGGCGAUUCGCAACAAGACCUGCACCCAGUCGGUCUAACCCUGACAACUACGGCCAUAAGCUCUCCCGAGAAACCGAAACGCAAAAAGGGCCGCUUCCGAAAGUUCUUGGACGGCUUUCCAAAUCCAUUUAAACCAGCUCAAGGGCGCUAUCGUGCCUCGACGGUCCCAGUUGGACUUACAACAGUCGCCAGCUUGACGGGGAAAAAGGCAAAGCUUCGUACUCGACUUGCUCGUUGUAAGGCAGCUCAAAGGGAGGUCAACUAUGAACUCUCUAUCUCGGCUCUUCCUCCGAGUAGCAUGAAGCCCUUGAGUACUUCAUACAUGAGCAGUCUUGUUCAGAGCACUAUAACUGUCAUCGGAGCUUGCGAAAACAAGUUCAUUGUCCUGGAAAACGACGAUCGUUCUGAAGACGACAAUCUUACAGCAACCGACAGUUUCGUUAGCGAUGCCAGCGGUAUCAAACGCAUGUCCACUUUUGAUGACUACCUACGGAGAGUCCAGAAUGCGAAGCCGCUCAGAGAGAUUGAGGCAAGCAGCGCCAGUCUGUUGGAGUCGAUUCUAGAGAGGAUUCGUGAGCCUGUUCAAGAGUUUGAGGCUUCACUCAAAGAGGCGGUACGCUUGGUCAUUGUAUGUUUGGCCUAUUGUUACGAUGUGCCGAGGUUGCCAUCAGGUGCGCCCGCUCCGAAAGGAAUUCAUUUGGAGGAACUGGACUUUAGGAUCGACGUCUUUAACGAGGCCAUCACCAACUUUGACGCCAGCUGUGCGAUGGAGCUUCGACGCUCAGCAUUGGAUGAAACUGGGCACAGCAUUGACUUUAUGCCCCGGAUGGAAACGUUUCUCAUUUCUUCCUUUGUGCUGGCGUUUCGUCAGUCUGCGAUGCAUAUCCUCGAGAUGUUGCGUCACGUUCGAAAGGUUGUUGAGGAGAGGAAGGCUCGAAACGAUAAAUCGUCUGUUUGGUUCCCCAAGCACAUCAAUAUCCGGCAAUGGUUGACAACUGGUGGUGAAAUCGAUGGUCUCGUCCUCCCCGAAACAGGUCGAAAGGAGGUCCGCCGAGGAAAAGCACCACCUGGCUCCAAGGCCAAGAACCAGACGCAUCAUAAGAAAAACGACGAACAUAUUGAGCAAUCAGAUCCAAAGGACGAAGAAAAGGGGAUCAGAUUUGCGGAACCCGAGAGGUCGACGGACCAAGAAACUACGCCCCAAAAGGAAGAGACCAAGUCGGAGGACGACUCGAAAGAUGUGAGCAACGAGAGCAAAAUUCUCAAGUUCAGGGGGAAAGCAGCAGACGCCCUUGAGUGGAUUCAGGAUUCAGACGACAUCUCAUAUGCUCUCAAGCUCGCUCUUGCUGUCUUCUCUGUGAGCUGGCCUGCAUUCGUGGCUUCUUGGAACGGCUGGUAUUCGGAGGUCCGCGGUAUUUGGGCGCCCAUGCAGUUGAUUCUCGUCUUUGAAGUGGCUAUAGGCACUUCGUUCUUCAUCUUCUUUAUCCGUCUGAUUGGCGUGAUAUUUGGCUGUGUUCUUGGAUACCUUUCCUACGAGAUAGGGAGGGGGAGUCGGGUGGCCAUGGUUUUUAUUCUGGUGGUUGGCAUAGUUCCAUCGUUCUAUAUCCAGCUUGGAACCAAAUACGUCAAGGCUGGCAUGGUGGCUACAGUGACGAUGGUUGUCGUCGCCCUUGGUUUGUCUACCACUACUCUAGCUGCCAUGAACGGUUCUGGUACCGCCUACGAAAACUUUUACAAGCGAUUGACUGCGUUUGUCAUCGGAGGAGCAGUCGCUCUUCUCGUUGAGAUGCUGCUUUUUCCAGUCAGAGCGCGGGAUCGACUGCUUGAAUCCCUCUCAGCCUCUGUCAAACAGGUACAAAACAUGCAGGCUUCAAUGGCAGUUGGGCUAGACAGUCCGAUAAAGCCCGACUUUCGGAAUCCAGGGCUUCACAAACGAUUUAAUCAUGCCCGAAGCAAAGCACGCGGUGCGCUGGCUGCGGCGGAGACUUUUCUUCCCUUCUGUACGACUGAGCCGCGUCUCAAGGGAAGCUUCAAGCCACUUGAGCCAAUCUACAAAGAGAUUCUCUAUGUACUGCACCAGAUCAUUGACAGGAUGGACAAUGUGGUUCAGCUACGGAAAGAAUAUGGCUCCUCGAUCUUGGAGGACCUGAACCCCAAGGUCCACGCAUAUCGACGCAACGUGGCUGCCAGUAUUAUGCUUGUUCUCUUUUCAGUAAACGAGGCUCUCAUAACAUGGCAGCCCUUACCUCAGUUCAUCCCAUCAAGUCGCCUCGCCCAACUUCGCCUUGUCAAUCACGUCCGCGAAGUGCUGGCGUCGCGGAGUGGUACGCACACGCCUGCCGGUGGUGUGCCGACUGUAUUUGAUGAGAAUGGCGAACUGGCUCAACAAGUUGCUCAUCUCAUCACGCAGAAGCGCUUCUUGUCUUGGAACGCAAGUACUGCAGGUCAGAUGGAGAUUAUUGAGUAUCUUGAAGAGCUUGUUGAGCUUGUCAAGCUCCUCGUAGGGGUUAACGCUUUCCGUAGCGGACUACUUGAGAAGCCUGAGUAUAGCAACUACCGUCAGCGCGCCCAUUUGAACCACGUACCCCUGGCUUCUGUGCCUACCGUCGAGAGCAGCACAGCCGGGGUUCCGGCAGAGGAAAAGAAGGGCGUGGAGGAGGCCGUGGACAGUGAUAGCGAGGAGGAUAUACCCAUGAGCUUACAGAGAGUUGGAACACGGUUAUGUGAGAACGAUGCGGUUGUUCGGCGUCGGGCGUUUACACUGAGUCACGACAAUAGGUGA
This is a messenger RNA of Fusarium vanettenii 77-13-4, 3435 nucleotides long. RefSeq lists its product as uncharacterized. The record is from RefSeq and is a predicted model, not a curated record. Lineage: Eukaryota; Fungi; Ascomycota; Sordariomycetes; Hypocreales; Nectriaceae. The transcript has 3 exons. The coding region runs from base 1 to 3435 and encodes 1144 amino acids.